GUGAAGCGAAUACACUUCACGUGGUAAUGUUUAUAUUGGAAUUCAUGUAUAAAUUGUAGAAAUCGAGAAACUAUAUAAUUUAUGCAUUAAAAACUCAGUAACAUUUUAAAAUGAAGGAAAGAACUAGUGUAAAGUUAACAUUUUCUCUUUUACAACUUCAAAAUCUUAUAAAAAGAGAUCCACCAUCAUAUCAUGAAGAAUUCCAACAACAAUAUGAACAUUUCAAGGCGCAGUUGAAGCUUUUCAAAUUUGAUCCACAAGAAUUCCAUGAAAAUUUUGCAGAUUUAGUAAACUUUCUUGCUCAGGUAUCUUCAUGUUACAAAGAGGAUCUUAAAGACUUUCAUGUAGAGUUGAUGAACAUACUUAGAGAGUAUGCUACUGUUUUGCAACCUAACAUGCGACAUUGUUUUGUGAAAGCUCUUAUUCUGAUGCGAAACAGGGGAGUGUUGUCUCCUACAGAUUUAACUACUUUAUUUUUUGAAUUGCUUCGCUGCCAAGACAAAUUGUUGAGAGAUAUUGUUCAAGUGCAUAUAGUCUCUGACUUAAAAAAGAUAAAUGCUGUGCAUAAAAAUCAAAAAGUCAAUACAGUUUUGCAGAAUUUUAUGUUUAAAAUGUUAGCAGAUGAAAAUAAAACUGCAGCCAGAGUGUCAUUGGAUAUUAUGAUUGACUUGUAUAGAAGAAAUAUAUGGAGAGACGAAAAAACUGUCAAUGCCAUAUCUACUGCUUGUUUUUCUAAAGACACUAAGUUGCUGGUUAAAGCAAUACACUUUUUCCUGAAUAUUGAUGAAAAAGAUGAAGAGGACGAUGAAAAGAAAAGCGAUUCUGAAGAUGAUACUCCUACUUUGAGAGAAGUUGUACAGUCUCAUAAAGUAAAUAAGAAAACUCGAAAGAGAAAGAAAAUUCUCGAGAAAGCCAAACAACUUCUAAAGAAAUCCAAAAAACGAAAGAAGAACCAGGAAACUGUUAAUUUUGCUGCUAUUCAUCUUCUACAUGAUCCUCUUGGGCUUGCUGAAAAACUCUUUGGACGUCUUCAAAAGACAAAUGAAGGCUUUAAUGUUAAAUUGUUAAUCAUGAAUUUCAUUUCAAGACUUAUUGGCAUUCAUCAGCUUCUGGUUUUAAACUUUUACCCAUUUUUGAGAAGAUUUAUCAAGCCACGCCAAACAGAUGUCACCAAGAUUUUGAUGUGUGCUGCUCAGGCUGUUCAUGAAUAUGUGCCACCAGAUUCAGUUGAAGAAGUAGUCAAAGAAAUUUUAUACAAUUUUGUAACAGAAAGAAAUUCUUCUGAAGUCAUAACAGUUGGCAUAAAUUCAAUCAGAGAGAUUUGUGCAAGAUGUCCUUUAGCAAUUGAUCAAGAUCUGUUGCAUGACUUAGCUCAGUAUGAAAAGUAUAAAGAUAAAAAUGUGCAAAUGGCUGCCAAAUCAUUAAUCAGAUUGUUUAGGGAGAUUAAUCCAAAAAUGCUUCAUCGUCGAUUUAGGAGCAGACCUACAGAAGCAACUAAGCAAAUUGAUACCAAGAAACUUGAGUACGGUGCUUCAAGUGCUAAAUCUUAUAUCCCUGGCACUGAAGCUCUGUCUCUUGAUCCGUCUGCUGAAAUUAAUGAUGUUAAAGCUGAAGUGGAUGAAGGGAAUGACAGCGAUGGUAGUUGGAUUGAUGUUUCCCAUUCUGAAGAUGAAUUACCUGAUGGAGAUGAUUAUGAAAGUGAAGAAGAUGAAGAGGAGGAGGAAUGCAAGGAAGAAGAGGAAAAUGAUGAUAAAGAGAAAAAGCCGGGGACAACAGAUGGAUUGGAUGAAAGUGGUGAUGCUAUAAAUAAGGUUAAGACAGAAGAGAAGACCAACGCGAAAGUUUCAGAGACUGUUGAAGAUGAAAAAAUGAAAGCAGAGACUAUUUCACAUUCUCGUAUUUUAUCCCAAGAGGAAUUUCAAAAAAUCAGAGCAAUACAAAUUGCAAAUCAAGUGCAAUAUGCAAAAGGAAAGAAACGGAAAGCAGAGAGUAUGGAAAAGGAGCCUGAGCUUAAAAAAAAUGAAGUGGUUUCUUUGAGUGACAUAGAAAGGUUGCACAAAAAACCAAAAGCUGAUAAAGAAACAAGAUUGGCAACUGUCAUGGAAGGACGAGAAAGCAGGGAAAAGUUUGGAAAGAAAAAAGAGAAAAACCCUCAUGCAAGUAAAACCAAAAAGCAACAAAAGAAAAAUAAGGCAUUUAUGAUGAUUAAACAUAAAGUUCGAUCUAAGGUGAAGCGAUCGUUUAGAGACAAACAAGUGGCUCUAAGAAAUGCUCUAUUGAAACGCAAGAAAAAGCACUAAUUUGUAUGUAUAGUUAAUCUGUGAAGAUUAUGUAAAUAAAAAGAAAUACCUUUGAA
This is a messenger RNA of Argiope bruennichi, 2356 nucleotides long. It is a transcript of the gene Mys45A, whose product is annotated as protein SDA1 homolog. Gene Ontology annotation, cellular component: nucleolus. The record is from RefSeq and is a predicted model, not a curated record. The coding region runs from base 111 to 2300 and encodes 729 amino acids. Gene Ontology annotation, biological process: ribosomal large subunit biogenesis; ribosomal large subunit export from nucleus. NCBI's taxonomy places the organism in Eukaryota, Metazoa, Arthropoda, Arachnida, Araneae, Araneidae. The transcript has 21 exons.